Messenger RNA from Salvia hispanica, 1280 nucleotides. The record is from RefSeq and is a predicted model, not a curated record. Lineage: Eukaryota; Viridiplantae; Streptophyta; Magnoliopsida; Lamiales; Lamiaceae.
CGAAUAAUUGGGCGUUAGUCACACCACUCGAGAUAAUCCAAUCCAGCACCGGUAAAACCCCAAUCUCCGCCGCGGAGAAAUGCCAGUUUUCAAGACGCCGUUCAACGGCUACUCCGUCAAAUUCAGCCCGUUCUACGAGAACCAGGUCGCCGUCGCCACCGCGCAGAAUUUCGGCAUACUCGGCAACGGCCGUGUCCACGUCCUCCAGCUCGGCCCCACAAUCACCGAGCGCGCCGCCUUCGACACAGCCGACGGAGUCUACGACGUCUGCUGGUCGGAAUCGCACGACUCGCUUAUCGUCGCCGCCGUCGCCGAUGGAUCGCUGAAGAUCUACGACCUCUCGCUGCCGGCGGCGGCCAAUCCGAUCCGAUCGCUCCACGAGCACGCUCGCGAGUGCCACGGCGUCGAUUUCAACACCGUCAGGAAGGAUUCAUUUCUGAGCGCGUCGUGGGAUGAUACCGUGAAAUUGUGGACCGUGGAUCGGCCGGCGAGCGUGAGGACUUUCAAGGAGCACGCUUAUUGCGUGUACGCCGCCGCGUGGAACCCUCGGCACGCCGAUGUAUUCGCUUCCGCUUCCGGUGAUUGCACCGCUCGCAUUUGGGAUGUGCGAGAACCAGGCUCUACAAUGAUUCUUCCUGCUCACGAAUUUGAAAUCCUGGCGUGUGAUUGGAAUAAAUACGAUGACUGCAUCAUUGCAACUGCGUCGGUGGAUAAAUCGAUUAAAGUUUGGGAUGUGAGGAACUAUAGAGUGCCUCUAGCUGUGCUAAACGGGCAUGGUUACGCAGUGAGGAAGGUGAAGUUCUCUCCCCACAGGGCGAGCAUGAUAGCGUCUUGUUCGUAUGACAUGAGCGUGUGCCUAUGGGAUUAUAUGGUCGAGGAUGCACUCAUUGGGAGGUACGAUCACCACACAGAGUUUGCAGUUGGUGUUGAUAUGAGCGUGCUUGUUGAGGGGCUCUUGGCGAGCACUGGCUGGGACGAGCUUGUAUACGUUUGGCAACAUGGAACGGACCCUAGGGCGCCAUAAUACAGGGUGUGCUUUUCUUGUUCUUCCUUCCAUCUCUCGGUGUAUAAAGAAACAGAUUGCAGGGUCUCCUCUUCAUUGUUGUACUUGUUCUUAGCCUUUUACGUUUACACAUCAUACGAUGAAAUGCAGUGUGAUGGUUGAGAACAGAACGAUAAAUUCGAUUCUUGAAUAAUGUAGCGGACCCAACAUGCUCAUAUGUAUGGAAUUCCAGUCAUACUUGAAGGAAAUAUGUUACCUUUCACAGUUUUUUGUUGAA